Messenger RNA from Desarmillaria tabescens, 1071 nucleotides. RefSeq lists its product as uncharacterized. The transcript has a single exon. The coding region runs from base 1 to 1071 and encodes 356 amino acids. The record is from RefSeq and is a predicted model, not a curated record. NCBI's taxonomy places the organism in Eukaryota, Fungi, Basidiomycota, Agaricomycetes, Agaricales, Physalacriaceae.
AUGUCCUUGUAUCUCUGCUGUGAUUGCGGUGGCUCCAAGACGUCCGCAGUGAUAUGCGACAGUUCUGGAAAGAUCGUGGGGCGCGCGCUCGGAGGUCCAUCUAAUUUUGCCUAUCAUUCUCUGGAAGCAGUCAUCUCUGCUAUUCGUACAGCCGUAACUGAGGCACUCAAGGAAUGCACGACGGGCCCCUCUGUGGAGCCAGUCUCUUUAUCGCCUAAUUCGCCCAGUCCCUUCGCAGCGGCAUGGUUUGGAAUAUCCGGAAUAGACUCGCCGGCUGCCAUCGAUACCAUCUCUCCUGCUCUUUCGACUCUGCUGGGCAUCCCCAGGGGCCCCAGGCUCAUGGUAGCCAAUGACACCCAUCUCCUCGCAGCGCCAAUCCGUAUGCAUGCCGAUGUGUCGUACGCCGUUACGGUUAUCGGUGGGACAGGGUCGAAUGUGGUGACGUUCCGAGAGACAGCUGGGGGCCAGUUAAAGGAGUUGGGCAGGAUUGGUGGGUGGGGAUGGAUCCUGGGCGAUGAAGGUGGUGGUUUUCAUGUUGGAAGGGAGACUGUGCGCCGACUCUUGUAUGAGCACGACAGUGCCUCUGUUCUGAGUACGCCAGCCAGGGAGAGCAUCCUCAAACAGCGAGUACUGGAGUCGUUCGGUGUCAAGAGCGUUCUGGACCUCUUGACAGAGAUUCACGUACCUCCUGUUCCAUGGACAGACGCUGCAGCUCAUCGUGUCAUGCCUCGAGAGAAGCGACUGUCGUCCCUUGCGCCUCUCGUAUUCAGGUGUGCAUUUGAGGAUCACGACGCCCUUGCCAUCGACGUUCUUCAGACCUGUUCAGGUGUUCUUGCAUCCCAGAUUGCUGUCCUUCUGGGCGAGAAAAGCGAGGCUGCGCCGCGCCUCGUGAGAGCGCAGGAAGCCGUCAUCUGCUUUGGAGGGUCGCUUGUCGGCGUGGAGGCAUACAGGAACAUGGUGCUGAGCCAUCUUUCUGCGCAAGGCCAUACGUUUGCUCAUGUGGAGUUCAUUGACGAUGCCGCCGCUACUGGCGCUCUUGCUUUAGUCAAGGGAUUGACAUUAUUUAUUUAA